Messenger RNA from Menidia menidia (Atlantic silverside), 4070 nucleotides. The record is from the annotation of a GenBank genome assembly. Lineage: Eukaryota; Metazoa; Chordata; Actinopteri; Atheriniformes; Atherinopsidae.
GAUAAGGGCUGAGGCGCGCUUGUUCCUUGUCUUCGCCUGCUGCCUGGGAGUUUUAGUGUUCGAGCCGCCGCAGUAACGACGUCCAGACAGCCUCAGUGGACAGACUGCGUUGUUGCACAGCAAACUAACGAACUACAGCGUUUAUUCGACGCACCAAAAACAACUGUCAUGGAAGGGCAGGCGCGCUUCUUGUUCUGGCUGCAACUUUUCACAGCCUGCCUGGUGUUUGGGGUGAAAGGUGAUCCCUGUGAUGUGAAUGUGUGCAGUAAUGGGGGAACCUGUGUGACUGGGACAGGGGCUCCGUUUAUUUGCAUCUGCCCCGAUGGCUUCACUGGAGAAACCUGCAAUGAUACAGAAACAGGGCCUUGCAACCCCAACCCUUGUAAGAAUGAUGGUAUCUGUGAGGCAAAGGGCAACUCCCGCCGAGGCGAUGUCUUCAAUGAGUACGUCUGCAAAUGCCAGCCAGGCUUUGAGGGAGUUCACUGCCAGAUCAGUGUCCAAGGAGCAGAUUUAUUUUCAAAGAAAGAUGUGAACGAUUGCGCCGGCCUGCCAUGUCAGAAUGGGGGCAUUUGCAGAGACUUGAACGGAGAUUUCAAAUGCCACUGCCCUUCCCCUUAUGUGGGCAAACACUGCCAACUUCGCUGUAUUUCCCUGCUCGGCAUGGAGGGAGGAGGCAUAGCUGAGUCCAAGAUUUCAGCCUCAUCAGUGCGCUACAGCCUGCUGGGCCUGCAGCGCUGGGGCCCCGAGCUGGCCCGCCUGCACAACAAGGGAUUGGUUAACGCCUGGAGCGCAGCUGCCCAUGACAAGAAUCCCUGGAUAGAAAUCAACAUGCAAAGAAAAAUGCGUUUUACAGGCAUAGUGACCCAGGGCGCCAGUCGCAUGGGUACAUCAGAGUUUAUUAAGGCCUUCAAAGUGGCUUCCAGUCUUGACGGAAAGACAUACACAAUGUACAGGCCGGACGGACUGAGGAAGGACCAGGUAUUUGUUGGGAACAUCGACAAUGACGGCACAAAGACCAACCUCUUUGACCCCCCCAUCAUUGCCCAGAACAUCCGCAUUAUUCCUGUGGUGUGCCGCAAGGCCUGCACCAUGCGCAUGGAGCUGGUGGGCUGUGAACUCAACGGUUGUUCAGAGCCCAUGGGCAUGAAGUCCCGACUGGUGUCUGACAGCCAGAUCACAGCAUCCAGCACUUUCCGCACCUGGGGCAUCGAAGCCUUCACCUGGCACCCACACUUCGCCCGGCUGGACAAACAGGGCAAGACCAAUGCCUGGACCGCAGCCACCAACGACCGCUCAGAAUGGCUACAGGUCGACCUGCUGUCUCCCAAAAGGGUAACAGGAAUCGUCACACAGGGGGCAAAAGACUUUGGCUCCAUCCACUUUCUCACAUCUUUCAAAGUGGCUCACAGUGAUGACGGGCAGUCCUGGACUGUGGUGAAGGAUGAGGCAACAAACACUGAUAAGAUCUUCCUUGGGAACAGCGACAACAACGUUCACAAAAAGAACAUUUUCGAGCCGCCGUUCUACAGCCGCUAUGUCCGCAUCCUGCCAUGGGAGUGGCACGAGCGCAUCACCCUGCGAAUGGAGCUCCUGGGCUGCGAUGAGUAGUGCUCCCCUGACCCACACCCUCCUUCCUCCCCUCCCUCCUCUCCCUCCUUCCUCGUCCUGAGCCGCACCUGCACUGCCUGGCUCUCACCUCUGGGGGGCAGCAAACAACAGCACAUGUAAUCAGAUCACCAUCACCAUCAAAACCCUGGCUGGUCAGAGAUGGGAGCUGUCACCCCUCGCCACUAUUAGCGGGAUCCUCAUUUCUUGUUUUGUUUUCUUGUCGUCUGAAGGGAUCACUCAAAACUGUGAUCUCUUCAGAAAGCAACUGUUAACAAAAUAAAUCAAAAGUAUUGAUUCCUUUGUUCCUCUCUUAGAAGUCAGGGGUAACAAGAUUGAUGCUUUACCAAUUGGUGCUGCUUGAACUUGGAUCUUAGAUCAACUCUACCUACCUAACACUGAACCUCCAAGACCCACAGCUGGUGAUGUACAUAAGCUCCAGGAAAUGGCUUGCACAUGACCUUUAAUCAAACUCCCCAUCUCCCCAUUAGACAUAGAGUAUAUAAAUAAAAUUUUAGAGGAAGCAUGGUUGAUUAACAAAAGCAUCAAAAGCUAAUCUCUUUAUCAGAAAACUUGAAUAAUAAAUCUACAAAAAAACUAAAGUCUUUCCUUUUACCGCUGAUCAUUUUCCUGUGAUAUAAGUUGGAAAAUAACAAGCAAUUAAAAAAAAAAAAAGAAAAAAAAAAUCAAAACUCUUUAAUAUAGGCCAGUUUGGCACAUGUUUAGAGUAAAAAGUGUCCCAAAGUGUGUCUUACAGUGUUAUCUUUGCAUUUUUUUAACGUGGUUUGGACAGUAAAAUUCCCAUUUUGUGUUUUCUCUGGUAGCUUUGCUUAGACCGCUUUUAGAAUGUUUAACAUGCAAGCUACGUGUGGUAAUGGAGCGUAAUUAUUGCAUAAAUCUACAGUAGCCUGUAAAAGGAGAAUGCACAUCCUUGAGUGAGUUUUGCAAAAAAACCUGUGUUUGAAAGCGUCUAUCCCAUCAUAUGACAUCAUCUUGUGCCAACGCACCCUCAGGUUUUCACGUUCUUGGGUUUGUUUUGAAAAAAGAACUCCUGAAUCCUGCUGAAGAAGCAGAACAAAGGACAAAUGUGGUGCCCAAUCGGUCGAUGAACAGUCUCUAUCAGUCAGUUUUGUAGCUAAACGGAUACAAUCUCAACACCUGAGGAAACACCCCCUCCCCCGCCGACAGGGAGGAUGUUAGAAAGGCCAAGGUCAAAAACGAUUCAGGAUCAUCGCCUACAGAGAGGAAAAAAGAGAAAGGGAAGCACUUUAUUGCUUUUGAUGAAAUAAUAUGAGACUUAGAUUUAUGAGAUCUACAGAAACGAGUCAAAAAAGAAAAACAGGAUUUAGGCUUUUGUAAUUUGGUAAUGGUCUCAGUCAUUUGACAGUGUUAUUUGCAGCUCACAUAAAUGUUUUUUUAUUUUAUUUUAUUAAGUGACGUUAUUUGGUUAUAAUUUUGAAAUUAUAUUAUAUUCUUUCAUUCUCAGAUUAGCAGACUGUCCAUAAAACAGUAGUCACAUUCUGUAGUUAAUUAUUAUCCUAGAUUUGUGUGAAUCAUAGCCUAAUUAGCACCAUCAACAGAGUUAUUUAGCUACAAGUUUAUGAGCACUGAAGGAUGUUAUCAUCUCGGGUGAAAGUAGAUCUGCGUACCACAAAUGCUAUUGAGCACCUCCCCUCGACUCACUCACUUUGCUAUGCUUAGAUGUGUUCACCCAGUUUGAUUUUUUCUAGCACUUUCUUGUUCGUGUUUUAUAUUAUACUGUUAAAAUAAAAGAGAAAAUUUUUUGAAUGUUUUCAUUGCAUUGUGCAGGAAAAAUAAGAAAAACCAAAACCAACAAAAAAAACAGUCUCUGAGUUUCUUUCCAGUUCAAAGCUUCAGACCUCUGCUAACAAGAUGACCAAAACAAUAAAAAGAAUAGAGAAGUAACCAGAUUCAUUCAGAUUUUUCAGAUGGGCUCGUGCAAUAUUAUUAUACAGUGUUAGUUUUGAUAACCAUGAAUAUUAAUUCAAGAUCUUUAAAAAUGCAUGAGGGGACGGCAGCAGUGCCGAGAGGUCGUAGACAGCUGUUGGUGUCAAACACUGUAAAAUAUUUAUUGUUGUCACAGACGGCUCUAGAAGCUGUCGUUUUUGUUACUCUGCAUGCAUUUUACUGACAAGUGUUGAGUUUGGUUUUUAAUGGUGAUAUUGCGUCACUCUUAGCAUUAAGUUUGUAAUCCAUUUUCUGUUUCCCUGCUUUUCUGUUUUUUAUUACUAUUAAAAUCAAAUUGAUGACACUGGUGUGCUCAUAUGGUCCAUUUCUUGCUAUGCUCACUGUUGACCUCAUAGAUUUUUGACUGGAUUUGGAGGUUUAUUUUUUUUCAUUUUUUUAUAUCAGUAUUGUGUUUUUAAAAAGAUGUUGUUUGCCCUUUGUAUCUCCUGAUGAAGACUAAAUAAAGAUUAAAGAAAAUAAAUGAUUUAAAAUACAAA